Molecule: messenger RNA, 3697 nt
Organism: Patiria miniata (bat star)
Lineage: Eukaryota; Metazoa; Echinodermata; Asteroidea; Valvatida; Asterinidae
Product: protein SPT2 homolog
Exons: 2
Coding region: 571-2559 (662 amino acids)
Source: RefSeq, a predicted model, not a curated record
GUAAUCUAAUUCAAUAGUUGACUCGUUGACAAGUCCGUGUCAUUGUAGUAAACGGGUUGUAUUGUUCACUCGAAGAAAAAGAAAAAUCCCAUAACAGCACAACUUAUGUGUAGUGUGGAUACCCGCGUGCAAAAUGGCUACCGGUGUUUUAAAAACUGAUUGAAAACUUCCCACAGGGUUUAGAACAGCACUGGAGAUACACGGCAGGUUUCAGCGCAUGCCCAGCACAUUGGUGUGUGGAGUAAUUGUGAUUCGGGUUUAUAUCACAACUUGAACAUCUGGGACAAGUGCCACUUGAAAAGUGGUCGGGUCAUGACAUGUACUCUUUGAUCGUACUUUAGAAUGUGAGCGAGAAACUUUGCCCGCCAUGAUGACUGUUGUUUACCGUCGCACCGCGACACUAUGUGCGGCACUCUGCGAAAUGUUGGCAGUCGACAUGGAUGACUAAACACGAGUAUGCUUCCGUGGCCAAAAUGGUUGACUAAGAAGGGAUAUGGGACCUUGUGCAGACCACCAGCUUUCAAAAUGACAUCGUAGACACCAGAUAAGCAACUCAAACUAAGAUAAAAUAUGGCCGCCAUUCGGAUUCAAACUGGUCAAGAAAGCCCUCCCCCAACGCCCGAACCAAUGGACAUCGUCUACAAUGCGAACAUGGUCAUGAGUUCGGUGGGGGAUGGUCAGUGGAGACCCAUGAGUUCCAUCAGCCGAAAUGGUCUGACGACGGAUUCCAGCGAGCCAGAGAACCCCGAUGUGAACGAGGAGGAAGGCAAAGCGGUGUUCUCUUUAAGGAACAAGUCUAGGGUUUCUAUUCUUGAGGCAGAUCCCGUGUCAAGACAAGAGAGUCCGCUUCGAGUGCACGGCCUUGCAUCCAGUGUGCCGCGCGACCCGCCACCAACGCGGGCGACAAGUACCGUGUCGCACAAGACCACCAACGGGGUGAAACGCCGACUGCGCCUGCGGACCGCACCGGGGAAACUGCAAUGUACGACGGAGCUAGACAGGGCGUUUGCCACCAUGCAUGACCGUACCCGGGUGACGUUCGAAGGCAUUAGGGGAAACACGAGAACCACCCUGAAUGACGACAGGGUCUGCCGACCUUACAGCGUCUACACAGUGACUAAACAAUGUGAAAGGCUCGCUAUUAGCCCCUUCGGUGGACCUCUAAACAGCGCAGCCGGUCGGUAUCGCGAGAGGUACCUGAACAAGCAUCGGCCGGAUGUCAUACAGGGUACAUCUCGCGGAUCGAUCAAGAUCAAAUUCCAGAGGUUCUACGAUAAUCUGGAUUUGCUUGCGAUCAACGUCAAGCGCACGCCAUACGGGACACUGCGCAAACCGCCGCCAAAACAGGCCCGGAAGGUAGAGGAGCAGACAAAAUCAGUGCCGACUCAACUGCACAAGUACACCAAUGAGAGAGUGGCUAACCUCCACGAAUCCAUGGGUAGACACCAGGAAGGUCAUCCGAGUAAUCAAUCUGAAGGGAAGAAGCUCGGCGUGAUGAGUGUGGAGUACAAAGUUGCCAUGGAGGUAUCCAGCAACCUGGAGAAACAUCGGAGAAGUCGACCUGCCACCCUCCCGGGCAUACCAAACUAUAUCCCUGGGAGAACUGAUGCACCGAGACUUCAGAACCAAACUGAGAGACGUCUUACUCCUGGUGAGAUGUCACUCAAGGACGGUAUCUCGACCAAUCUCUACGACCAGGAGCGGAGCAAACGUGGACCGAUCAAAGCCAUCGAGAAACCGCCCCGGCGAGUCAAGUCUCCUCCGCUCUCCAAACUCUCUCGGGAGAGGUUUCUUCCGGAGGCACAGCAGAGGCGCAAGGAGGGGGAAUCUUGGACUCAGCUGAGAAUCGGCCGCCCUGUCACCCCUCCAGCGUCGGAAUACACAGUCUUCCAGUCCGCGUCAUUCGCGACCACCGUCAGACCAUUGACAGCAAUGACAUCACACAAUGGUGAAUCGGAAAAUACUCACAAGACAAAAUCCGCCAAACGAGAUAAGACUAACGUUCAAUCUAACCAAGAAAAUGAGACAGAAAAGGCUGAUGAGUGUAUCGUGCAAAAACCUGCACCCGAAAAUGACUCUGCCACAAAUGACAAUGAAUCAGACGAUACAAAAACUAAUGACAAAAUCAGUGAAAACAACCAAAGCAAACCAAGUGAAGAUCUCCCUGAAACGUCUGACUGCUCGAUAAAUGAAAACGCCGCUGACUCUGAAAUUACCGGGCAAAAUGACGAAACACAAGAAAACAGCACGCCAUUGUCCAGCACAUCACUGAUUGUGACAGUCCCUGGCGAUGAGGGCGCUCCAGAGGCUGACACCAUGGCGAUCGGUGAGGGCGUUGUCGAAGUGAUGUCAGAAGACGAGCAUGCCGACGAGGGCGCUUCUGAGGCUGAAACCAUGGCCAACGAGGAGGGCGGUAUUGAAGUGAAGUCGGCAGUAGACGGUGGUACUUGUGUGGACGAGCAUGGUGCAAUUGAGGAUGAAGAAAAUACAGCAUCCGCAGACCCAUGUGGAAGCGAAGAAACAAGCCAACAGGAACAUGACAAAACUGUCAAUUCUUAGACCUUUAUUGUAUUCGUCUAUAAAAGCUAAAUUGCAUUUGAACGAAUUAAUACGAAACAUUUGAAAAUCUAUUCAACAAUGGCGAACUGCAUGAAUAUCAAAUUAACAUAUUAACGGUUUUGAUUUAUAUAUUUUUGUAACAAAAUGUUUUGGACUUUUUGGUAAAGGAAAAGAAUAACUUGCCACGCGCGUUUCCCCAUUGCUUUUGCAUGAGAAAUUGAACGAAAAACAAAAUCACCGACGUUUAGUUAUUGAAUAAUAUUAGUUAUUCACAGAAUCUGAAUAAUUGGCUGCCAGACAAUAAUUCGGCUCUCGCACGGGUUCUACAGAAUGAAAGCCCUUUCUUAAAGGGUUGCAGACGCCCAAAAUCAGAAUAAAAUAGAGUUUUCGUCCAAACAAAACAUACAAAUAAAAUAUGCGUUAGAACAAAUUCCAUUGUUUGGAGAGCACCGGGUACACAUCUUUAAUUCACAGUAUACAUUUGACUAACAUUAUGUUUGGCACCAUGGAUGAGUUAACCUUUGUAUAGAGCGGAUGGAUAGACUUUGAAAUGGCACUAACGGUAAUAUGCAUACAUGUAAUUGCAGUGUUAACACUUUGUCGAACGGUGGAGGGUUUGCACGACAAUAAUCUGCACCUUAGUUGGUGAACUUAACUUACAAUUUUAUUUUUGAAAUUUGAGUUACAUGAAUUUUAGCAUAUGAUACGUGCGUUUCAGAAAAUAACUUCUAAUUAAAAAAAAUAAUAAUUGCCUUGGUUGACAACAGAGAUUGUGUGCUGAGCUGUGUUCAGUGUGAGGCCCUUAGCUAAAGCAAUGUUAGUGUUCUUCUUUACCCAUUUAUACGAAUCGUAUGAAAGAACUUAUGCAAUUCCAACCUUAACACUGUGCAUUUCAAUUAAAAGAAGCUCCUGAAAAAAUAAUGUUUAUUUUCAAAAGUGAUUGUGUAUUUGUCACUUUAUAUUGAAUGUUUAUCCCUUAGCACGUACCAAAAAUCUUCACAUUUUCUUCCCAAACGUAGGAGAUUCGCACAAAUUGCUGCAAAUAGUGUUGUUAAAAAUCUAUCGAACACUUCCUUUUGCAUGUGUGAGCUGAGCCAACACAGCCGUGAAUAAUAUUUACUUCACUUUGAAAUAAAAA